Daphnia pulicaria is the source of this 3528-nucleotide messenger RNA. RefSeq lists its product as uncharacterized. NCBI's taxonomy places the organism in Eukaryota, Metazoa, Arthropoda, Branchiopoda, Diplostraca, Daphniidae. Gene Ontology annotation, molecular function: DNA helicase activity. Gene Ontology annotation, biological process: telomere maintenance; DNA repair. The transcript has 4 exons. The coding region runs from base 1 to 3528 and encodes 1175 amino acids. The record is from RefSeq and is a predicted model, not a curated record.
AUGCUUCAGCACGAUCAGUCGAGUCUGAAGUACAGCUUUGUGCUCGACUUGAAGCAAAUGCUACUAGAAAUGUUGCAGCACGAUCAACCGAGUCUGAAGAACAGCGCACGAUCAGCCGAGUCUGAACAACAGACUGUUAAUCGCCGUGCUGAAGAUGCUCUGAGGCAUACAUUCACCAGAGAAGCCGAGUGUCCUCAACAAACUGCUGCUAGACUUGCUGCUUGCGCUGCUCGAUUUGCCGCCACUAUAUCCAACGAAACCCAAGAUGAAGCUACCGAUAGGCGACAAAGUAAUGCAAGUAUUCAGCGACGAUCUAGGGAAACCCGUCAAAUCUCCAAAGAAGAAUAUCUAGAUGCUUUUGAUGCUUCCGUCAAUGGACCGCUUCAUAAGCAACCUUUCGUCGACAUGCAUAUGAAAAAAUUCCAUUCUGAAUUGCAUCAAUUAAAUCAGCAGCAUUGCCUCCACUGUCGAGAAUUGUGGCCAACAAGAGAUGCAAUUGUCGAUCCCUACAUUUGCUGCCGUUGCAAGAAACUUACGGAAUUCAACCCUUUUGGCAUUCAAAAUGAUAUGGUGCGUGAUUUUUCAUCUAUUCCACUAGCAAUUCAGAAGCACAUUCGGGAACUUACUCCUCUCGAAGAAAUGCUUCUCUCGCCACAUUUUUUCGGUGGUGUCUUGGAUCACGAAUGGUUUUGGUAUCGUUUCGAGUGGCAAUCAAGAACAGCCAUUCAUGCCCACGGUGUUGUAAAGCUCAAAAACGACCCGGGGAUUGCCGACCUAGUGAUUAAAGUCUAUGCUGGCCGACUUAUGGCGCAAAAACUAGCUGAUCCACAGUACACAGCAAACCUUAGCGAACAAGACGUCCUAGAAAAGCAAGAUCUUGUUGAAACCGGCAUUCUUGCAGAACUCAAGGUUCUAAAGUAUGCCGAUACUCUGUUGUGUGCCUGUAAUACUCGGUCUGAUCCAGUCAACCCGUUCAAUGCUGAAGUACCAGUUCCCCAUCCGUGUUCAAGCAAUGUCUCGUCAAUUCUGAACGAUGGAGCAGCCAUGGACGACUUUUACGAAAGAUUGGCAAACUGUGUUCAACGUCACGUCUGUCGACCAGACGGUUACUAUCUUCAGCUCAUUCUUGAUCAUCACGCUGCAAUGAACUACAUGGUCAAGUAUGCUAGCAAACAAGAGCGAUCUGGAAACACUUUACAGCAAGUGAUCAAAACGAUUAUCAACAAGGCUGAUGUCACAGAUAAUGCUGGCUGCGCUUUUCGCUCCUCAAUAAUUCGUUCCAUUGGCCAUCGUGACAUUGGGAAAGGUGAAGCGUCGCGCAUUUUGUCUUCCGGCCACCACUGUGUAUCAUCCUUCAAUUACGUCAACGUUUCUUUGGACCUGACUGUUAACGAAGUCUACAGAAAUCCAACGACUGGUGAGUUGGAAACUCGACCAACUCUGCUUACCUACUUUGCCAAACGUCAUGUUUACAUUGAACAAAACACCUACCCCAAUUGGAAUCUUGAUCAACCCAAUUUUAUCGAGUUUUGUCGUCACUUCACUGUCGUCAAAGGGAAUCUUAGAAAUAAUCCCAAGCCGGACAAGACCAUUGUUUUGACAUUCCCGGUGCAUCGAAAUUCUCCUACGUCAGCUACCUACCAUCUGUUCUGCCGAUAUUCGCUAAUCAAGUUUUUCCCAUGGACGGAAUCAUCUAUUCCAAUGCUUUUGGAUGACAACCUUGUCGUACGCCAAUGGCAAGACUUUCGAUUGACUGCAGCUCAGGAACUGCGUCAAUAUUUCAACUUAGACGAAGAAUUACAAAGUCGAUUAGAUCAGGCAGCUGAUGACCUCCAGGAAGAAGACAACAUUGAAAACGACAACUUUAAUCAACUUGAAUGGCAGCAAGCGGUCGGUAUGCGACCUGUUGGCGAACAAGAAGUUCGUUCUGAUCUACCUGUGAUUGACCGUUCUUUCCCUUGGCUGACUAGUCUUCAGCUUCAUUACACUCCACAUGAAUUGGCCUGUGGAAGCACUUGGGUGGUUAAUCAUCUAACCAACGGAAGAGAUCUCGGCACUGAUUCUACAGAUUUACCGUUUGUCAGUCCCAGUCAACUGAAUCGUUCACAACGAAUGUGGUUCGAUAUGGUUGUUGAGGCUCUGCAAUCUCGGAAACAGUUGUUAUUGAUCGUCAAUGGCACAGCUGGUACUGGCAAAACCUUCACUAUUUCAGCAAUUUCCAGUGCUGUCCCUAAAGAACAUAUCGUCCGUUCGGCCUACACCGCGAAAGCUGCCCAUCUCAUCCGCGGUGAAACUUUGCACAAGAUAUUUCAAAUUCCAGUAGAAAAAGGCCAAGGCACAAAGUUUGGCCCUCUUAAUGGAGCGAAACUGGCAGCUCUUCAAGAGAAAUUUCGUCAUGUUAAAAUUAUCAUAAUUGACGAAUAUUCAAUGUUGAGUUUGACCAUGCUUGGAAAAAUUGACGCUCGUCUUCGUGAAGCCAAAGGCAACAACCUUUUUUGUGGUGGGCUGACUGUUAUUUUGGUUGGAGAUCCAGCUCAGCUUCCUCCUGUGGCUGCUCCUUCCCUCUAUUCCCAAUCAACAGCACCGUUUGCCAACGAGGGUCGGGCCGCUUACUUGGCUUUCCAAUCCGUCAUCAAGUUGACAGAAGUUCGACGACAACAAGUAGAAGAUGGCGACAUUGACCAGCAAACAUUCCUGGACACACUCAACUCUUUGAGAGAGGGAAACUGUUCCAUAGACCAGUGGAAAUUCCUUCAAGCAAGGAAUCCGGAAGCCAUUGCCAACUUUGGCACUGAUUUUGAAGAUGCGACCUACUUGUUUGCCACCAACGAAGCUGUAAAUCGCAGAAAUUACUUCAAACUACCACAACUUCAAAUGCCAAUCACCCUACUACGGUCGGUAAAUCUGCCUUCAAGUGGCAAGUCAAAGCCAUCUGAUCAUUUUCGAGGGCUUGAAGUUGAACUGUACCUUGCGAUCGGAGCCCAAGUAACAUUAACAUCCAACAUCAACACGGCUGUGGGUCUCACUAAUGGUGCCAGAGGUACCGUGGUUGAUAUCGUCUAUUCCAAACAGCCCAAUGUUGAUCUGCCUGAUUUCAUCGUUGUUAGAUGGCCUGAUUAUACCGGUCCUCAAUUCUUCUCUACAACCAUGAAUAAAGGCAUUUCAACUCACAACUGUAUACCAAUCCCGGCCAUAUCCAUACGGUCUGAUGACACGAGAGCCGUCCGGAUUCAGUUUCCCCUUCGCCUGGCUUAUGCGAUGACCGUAUGGAAAUCUCAAGGAGAAACUCUAGGCAAAACUGUUGUAGACAUCGGUCCCAAAGAAACCGCCGGCCUGACUUUCGUCGCUCUUUCUAGGGUACGACACAUUAGUGAUUUGGCCGUCUUGCCAUUUGACUAUCAAAGAGCAUUGAAAAUUUCGACUGGUGAUGGGUUAUUUGCUAGGAAGAUGGAAGAAAGACGGCUAAAUAUGCUGUGUCAGGCUACACAAGAUCAAUGGUUUGAAAAAACCCAGAAUAAAUUUGUUUGA